AUGGUGGAACUCACAUCUGCGAGCACUGCUUCAGCAAAUAGUCCUGGUGCAGUACUUGUGCCCGUUCCUUUUGAUGGCACUGGUUUUCAUUCCUGGCGUCGUAGUGUGCUUCGAUCCUUAUCAGUGAAGAACAAGCUAGUUUUCAUCAAUGGCGAAUGUAAAAGACCAGACGCGACUCAUUCCACUUAUCGUCAAUGGGUGAGAGGCGAUGAUAUGGUUAUGUCCUGGAUUCUCAAUUCUCUAGGUCGAGACAUUGCAGAUAGUGUCGAGUAUGUCAGUGAUGCACUAGAGCUGUGGAUGGAACUGGUGGAUCGUUACGAUCAGACAAAUGGAGCAAAAUUGUAUCAAACUCAGAAGGAAAUCAAUGAUCUCAGUCAAGGUAUUCUCGAUAUCACUACAUACUACACUUGCAUGAAGAAACUUUGGGAAGAAUUGAACAAUUUGUGUGUUUUAAGUCAAUGCAAUUGUGUGUGUAUCUGUGGAGCUAAGGCAAAUACUCAUAAGGCAGAGCAAGAUAGACGUUUAAUUCAGUUUCUCAUGGGCUUAAAUGUGGUGUAUACCACGAUUAGGGGGAGUAUUUUGAUGAUGAAUCCGUUGCCUUCUAUGGCACAAGCCUUUGCUUUGUUGAUACAAGAGGAAGAACAGAGGGAAUUCAAGCCUAACAACCAAAUGUUUGCUGAAAGUAGUUCGCUCAUUGCAAGUUCACCAGAUGUACCAGGAGGAAGAAACUUUCGAACAAACUAUUCUCCUAACACUAAUGCUCCUAGGGGCAGACCUUUUUGUGAAUUCUGUAGAAGGCCAGGUCAUGUUAAGGACAAAUGCUACAAGUUACAUGGUUAUCCAUCUGGUGGACCACCUCCAAACUCUUUAAAUUCUCAAUCCUCCAACAAUUAUGGCACAAACCAGCAUCAGAAAGCUCCUAACACUGAUUAG
This is a messenger RNA of Solanum verrucosum, 933 nucleotides long. RefSeq lists its product as uncharacterized. The coding region runs from base 1 to 933 and encodes 310 amino acids. Lineage: Eukaryota; Viridiplantae; Streptophyta; Magnoliopsida; Solanales; Solanaceae. The record is from RefSeq and is a predicted model, not a curated record. The transcript is spliced from 2 exons.